This is a messenger RNA of Medioppia subpectinata, 699 nucleotides long. The record is from the annotation of a GenBank genome assembly. Lineage: Eukaryota; Metazoa; Arthropoda; Arachnida; Sarcoptiformes; Oppiidae.
AGGAAAGAAACAUUAAUUCGACACAAAAACAAAAUUCAUGUUAAUAAACAAUUUAUUUGUAAUAUUAAUAAAUGUGGUAAAGAUUGUAAUUCGAAACAAUCAUUGAUUAACCACAAGAAUAAUCAUUUAAUUGACAGCAAAAAUAAUAAUUAUUUUUACUGUUUUUGGCCUAAAUGUCAAUACAAGGCAACAAACAAACAAAGAUUUAUUUGUGAUUUCAAUGAAUGCCACAAAAGUUUUAAUACUAAAUCAAAUCUAAUUCAACACAAAAGUUGUGUUCAUUUGAAUGAAAAGAAAUUCAAAUGUAAUAAAAAAAAUUGUGGCAAAAAAUUCAGUUCAAAAUCAAAUCUUAUUGUUCAUAAACGCAUACAUUCGGGAGAAAAACCAUUUGUUUGUCAUUUCAAUGAUUGUAACAAAAGUUUUAUACGAAAAGCCCAUCUCAAAGGCCAUCUCACCAAAUUCUAUAAUCUAAUUGUUCACAAACGCAUUCAUUCGGGAGAAACACUAUUUUAUUGUCAUUUCAAUGAUUGCACCAAAAGUUUUACACAAAAAUCUCAUCUAAAAGAUCACAUCAAAAGACAUAUGAAUAUAAAAAGUUAUAAAUGUAUUCAUAAUAAUUGUGGUAAAAUGUUUGCCACAAAUAGAGACUUAAAAUCACAUGGUAGUAGAGUGCAUAAAUUAAAUAAAUUGAAAUACAAU